This is a messenger RNA of Hibiscus syriacus, 1697 nucleotides long. Its product is annotated as palmitoyl-monogalactosyldiacylglycerol delta-7 desaturase, chloroplastic-like. Gene Ontology annotation, cellular component: endoplasmic reticulum membrane. NCBI's taxonomy places the organism in Eukaryota, Viridiplantae, Streptophyta, Magnoliopsida, Malvales, Malvaceae. Gene Ontology annotation, molecular function: oxidoreductase activity, acting on paired donors, with oxidation of a pair of donors resulting in the reduction of molecular oxygen to two molecules of water. The record is from RefSeq and is a predicted model, not a curated record. The transcript is spliced from 5 exons. Gene Ontology annotation, biological process: lipid metabolic process. The coding region runs from base 212 to 1342 and encodes 376 amino acids.
AAAUGAAAGAUCACCUUAUCAGCUCAUCUCGCUCUGUCGUUUUCCUAUGCCUACUUUCUUUUUCUAUAAUCCACACUUUCUUUCCACCGCAAUAAACACGAGUAUAAUUCUGACAGUAACUCAAAAUCUUCAAGUUUUGGCUUAAAGAACAAACCGACCAUGGCUGUUAUAAAACCUGGUUUUUCUUUUGAACCCACCAAUCGUGACCACAAUGGCUUUAAUCACAUCAGCGUUUUCUAAGCCUAGCUCCUUACCUUUUUCACCUCUUCAAAGAGUAACAAAGACGACGAGGACUAGACCUUUCUCUUUCAAAGUCCUCAACUCGGGAUUUAAUCAAGCACAGGAAAAGCAGAGUCCUUUGCAUUCAAGAUUUGUAACUCAGCUACGUCGGGAAGUCUCGGCUUUGGCUAAUGGGGUGUCAGUUGUGGCAAAAGAAGCAGAACAAGAAGUGAAACCCCAGGAUAGAAUUUUGUUAUCUGAUGUGGUGGUGCAAAAUAGGAGGGAGGUGUUUUGGAGGACAAAUUGGAACGCUUUGGAUAUAGCCUCUGCUGGUAUUGUCUUAGCCAUGCAUUUGCUCGGCCUUUGUGCACCUUUUUAUUUCACUUGGCCUGCCUUUUGGGUUGCUGCGGGACUCUAUCUGGUAUCAGGAUUGGGGAUUACAUUGUCUUUCCAUAGGAAUCUUUCUCAUAGAAGCUUCAAGCUUCCAAAAUGGCUUGAGUACUUGUUUGCUUAUUGUGGAGUUCAAGCACUUCAGGGGAACCCAAUUGAUUGGGUAAGCACCCACAGGUACCACCACCAGUUUUGUGAUUCUGAAAGAGAUCCUCAUAGCCCCAUUGAAGGGUUUUGGUAUAGCCACAUGAACUGGCUCUUUGAUACAAAUACUGUUGCUGAAAAGCGUGGAGAAUCAAGCAAUGUUGGGGAUUUGGAGAAGCAACCCUUCUACAGGUUCCUUCAAACUACUUAUCUUCUCCAUCCCAUUGCAUUUGGAGUUCUGCUAUAUGCCCUUGGUGGGUUCCCAUUCCUGGUUUGGGGAAUGGGUGUGAGGAUUAUAUGGGUAUACCACAUCACUUGGCUUGUAAAUUCAGCUUCCCAUGUGUGGGGGAAGCAAGCAUGGAAUACUGGUGAUCUAUCCAAGAACAAUUGGUGGGUGGCAUUGCUUGCGUUUGGAGAAGGUUGGCACAACAACCACCAUGCUUUCGAAUACUCGGCCCGACACGGUCUGGAAUGGUGGCAGUUGGAUAUGACAUGGUAUGUAAUCAAAUUCCUUCAAGUUAUUGGGCUGGCAACUGAGGUUAAACUACCUUCUCAAGUUCACAAGCAAAGAAUGGCUUUCAACAACUGAGGCGUCCAUAGCAGGAACCAUUCUACUCUAAUCUUCAGGCCUUUAUUUACAGGAGUUUGCUUAACAAUGAUGACAUCUUAACUCUGAACUACAUAUAUCUCUGGACUCUUUUACCUGAAUUAAAUUAUUAACAUCCCCCCAGCCCUAAGUUCUUAAGGCUUCAAACUGCAUCAUUUGGCAAAGUUAUGGUGAAACCUGUUGCAGGGACUCUUAACUUUUGAUUUUAACUUACAGUAAUCUCACCUCAUGGAGACUGUAAGUUCAAACGCGCCCAAGUAUAAUUGGGACUAUAAAUAAUUCAGAUUCUGAAAGGGGAAAAAAACAUGGCAUAAUAGGCAUAUUGUCGUUCAACAUG